AGUCUGCGGCAGCCAAUAGCAACAGGUAUCGGUCAAAAGGGGAGGCAAUGAUGGCGCUGGCCUUCUGAAGCGGGGAAGGGGCGAAGCAGCGAAGGCGCGAGCGAGCGAAGGAGUGACCGAGUGGCAGCCGUCGGCGUCCUUCUUGGCGGCGGUUUAAGAUUAUUUGGAUUAUUGCCUGAUGUGAAAAAUGGGAGAAAUAGAAGGCACUUACAGAGUAUUGCAAACUCCAGGAUCUCGUUUGGGAGUGCAGAAAAAUUCUGGAGUGAGUACUCUGGAAGCAGGACAGAAUAUUUCUUCUGCCAUGGUCUCAACAUCUCCUAGAACAUAUGAAAGAUCUAUACAAAUCAAAGUCAAGCUUUUGGAUAACACUCAGGAAGUACUUGAUAUUGAGUCAAAAUGUUGCGGCCAGAAACUACUGACAGAGAUAUUUAAUCGUCUGAAUUUGAUUGAAUCUGACUAUUUUGGAAUUGAGUUCCAAAACGUGCAAUCAUAUUGGAUUUGGUUGGAGCCAAUGAAACCUAUUGUAAAGCAAGUAAGAAGACCAAAGAACACAGUGCUUCGUCUAGCUGUAAAGUUCUUUCCUCCAGAUCCUGGCCAAUUGCAAGAGGAGUAUACCAGAUAUCUGUUUGCACUGCAAAUGAAGAGAGAUCUGGCAGAGGAACGCCUCACCUGUAACGACAAUACAGCAGCACUCCUCAUAUCUCAUCUUCUACAAUCGGAAAUUGGAGAUUUUGAUGAAUCAGGAGAUCAUGAACAUCUUAAAAACAAUCAAUACUUUCCAAACCAGGAAAGACUGCAAGAAAAAAUAUUUGCAUUUCACAGAAAGCAUGUGGGCGAAACCCCUGCUGAAUCAGACUUUCAGGUGCUUGAAAUAGGUCGGAAAUUGGAGAUGUAUGGCAUGAGAUAUCACUUGGCAUGUGAUCGUGAAGGGACAAAAAUUAAUCUGGCUGUUUCAAACAUGGGUGUAUUGGUUUUCCAGGGCAAUAUAAAAAUCAAUACUUUCAACUGGUCCAAAAUCCGAAAAAUAAGUUUCAAGAGAAAACGAUUUCUUAUCAAGCUUCAUCCAGAGGUUCAUGGUCCAUAUCAGGAUACUUUGGAAUUUCUUUUGGGAGGUAGAGAUGAGUGCAAGAACCUCUGGAAGAUAUGUGUUGAGUAUCAUACGUUCUUUAGGUUAUCUGAUCAACCAAAACCAAAACCAAAACCAGUCUUCUUCAGCAGAGGAUCAUCUUUCAGAUACAGUGGACGAACACAAAAACAAUUGGUGGAUUAUGUUAGAGAGAGUGGGUUGAAGAAAAUUCCUUAUGCAAGGAGGCAUAGCAAAACUAGAAUGUCUGCUCACACCUUGAGUCCUGAUGCACCCAAACAGAGUAUCUCGUUUACAGAGGGGUUAAGAAUCCCAGCAUCUAAUGCAUGCACAUAUGCCUCCUUCCAUAUGGAUAAUUUAUUACCUUCAAACAUUGCCAGCUUGUCCUCUUUGACAGAAAGCAAUUCUUUCUUUUUGGAACCCAGAAUGUCACAUGGAGGGAGCUUGUCAGCAGAAGGAAAUAGUAUAAUAUCAGAAGAAUCUGGGAAGAAAGUGGUACAACAGCCUGCAUCACCAAACCUCCAGUCAUUCCAAGGUGUUGGGAUUUGUAAUGUUGAAGAAAACUACAGCCCCAUUUGUUCUGAUGUUGAGAAUCAUUGUGCUUUAGAAAUAGCAGUAGACAAGUAUAGCAAAGAAGGCAGGAUAACUUACAACAAUGACAAUGAUGAGGAGGAUGAUUUUACCACAAGCAUGGUCAUUGCUGGUAAACAGCGUCAACUUCAAGAUCCUCAACUAUCUUCUUUUAAAGUGAAGAGUCCAAUAUCCUUGAGUCCCCUAUUACAGGAAACUGUGACCCAGGGCUCAUCUCUGCUGAGUCCUGUCCUGAGUGAUGUUAGUGGAGCCAGGUUUGAAGAAGAGGAUGAAACGAAACAUAAAAAAUGCCCAACAGACAAAGCAUAUUUCAUUGCAAAGGAAAUCCUUGCUACUGAACGAACAUACCUAAAAGACCUGGAAGUUCUAACUCUAUGGUUCCGCAGUGCAGUUGUCAAGGAGAAUGCAAUGCCUGAAGGUCUCAUGACCUUAUUCUUCUCCAAUAUAGAUCCUAUCUAUGAGUUUCACAGAGGCUUUUUGAAAGAGCUUGAGCAGAGACUAGCAGUCUGGGAAGGGCAACCAAGUUCUGGUAAAGGAGAUUAUCAGCGGAUUGGAGAUGUCAUGCUGAGAAAUGUGCAAAUAUUGAAGGAAUUUACUAACUAUCUGCAAAAACAUGAUGAAGUCUUGAUGGAGCUUGAGAAAGCAACUAAGCGUAUUAAGAAACUGGAAAUAGUUUAUAAGGAAUUUGAACUCCAAAGAGUUUGCUAUUUACCCCUUAAUACUUUCCUGCUCAAGCCUAUCCACCGUAUAAUGUACUACAAGCUGAUCUUGGGAAGACUUUGUAAACACUAUCCAGCUGAUCAUCGAGACUACAUUGAUUGCAGGAAUGCACUGAAGGAAAUUGCAGAUAUGACAUCGCAACUUCAAAACAGUUUGAUCCGGCUGGAGAAUUUCCAGAAGCUAAUAGAACUACAGCAUGAUCUUCUUGGCACUGAUAAUCUCAUAGCACCUGGAAGGGAAUUUAUUCGAGAGGGUUGUUUGUACAAACUUACCAAAAAGGGCUUACAGCAAAGAAUGUUCUUUCUGUUUUCAGAUAUGUUGCUGUAUACAAGUAAAGGUGUAACAGGGACCAAUCAGUUCAAAAUACGAGGACACCUCCCGCUGCAUGGGAUGCUGGUGGAAGAAAGUGAAAAUGAAUGGUCUGUCCCUCAUUGCUUCACAAUCUAUUCAGCUCAAAAAACUGUAGUAGUGGCAGCAAGCACUCGUCUGGAAAUGGGAAAAUGGUUGGAGGACUUGAAUAUGGCAAUUGAAAUGGCCAAGAAAAUGGUUGAGAAAUCAGGCAUAUUCCUUGAAAAUUCUCUAUCCAACCGUUCUAACAGAUCCUCAGAUGAGGUUUCUCUAGAGCAGGAGUCCGAAGAGGACAUUCAUUCUUCUCGUAGCUCCCUGGACAGGCAGAGCCACCACCGGGCCAACACUACCAUACAUGUCUGUUGGUACCGCAAUACCAGUGUCUCCAUGACUGAUCACAGUGUGGCCGUCGAGAACCAACUAUCAGGGUAUCUGCUGAGGAAGUUCAAAAAUAGUAAUGGUUGGCAGAAGCUGUGGGUUGUUUUUACAAAUUUCUGUCUGUUCUUUUACAAAACACACCAGGAUGAUUAUCCACUGGCAAGUUUACCACUUAUUGGUUACACAAUCAACAUGCCCACAGAGGCAGAUGGCAUUCAGAAAGAUUAUGUCUUCAAGCUGCAGUUUAAGUCUCAUGUCUACUUCUUCAGGGCUGAGAGCAAGUAUACUUUUGAAAGGUGGGUGGAAGUAAUAAAGAGAGCCACAAGUUCUCCUGGAAGAUCUAGCCUUCUGACUCCAAAGGAUGAAAAGGAAAGUAACAUAAACUGAAAAGAUAGAGCUGGCUCUCUGUUGUAAAUUAUGUGCAGCAGUCUGGUGGAAGUCAGGAGUCUGACUUUGGCAACAAUGAAAGGAGACCUCUGUUACUCGCUGUAGACGGUGGACAAUUUCAUACUGUAGUAUGAAACACGGACUAAACUCCCACUGAACUCAAAUCCAAAGAGAGAACAUGGUGCUGGAUUUAUAUAUGGCUCAAUGUUGUUGUUUCUAUUUAUAUGAAUAGAUUAAUUGGAAGUGUUUGGCUGGUCUGAAAUCUUGUGAUUUUGAAUUGAUUUCCUAGAACCCUUGAAUGUUUAGUUUGUAUUUAGUAACAAUCUUUAUUUGCACACCAGAUAGGCAACCUCUCCCCCAUAUUUUGCAAGCUAGCUUUACAUUGUUUAUAUCAUAUUUCAACUUUCAGUAAAAUGGAGAGUUCUAAAAAUUGCCAGCAACAUAAAUUUUAAUUUUCCAAAAUUGAUAUGAUGCUUUUUUUGUAGAGGAAGCAAGCAAAUUGUCUGGAAAUUUUGCUCAGAGCAUGCAGUUAAUUCUGAUACAAAGGAAAUCAUGUCUGUAUCACUGCAAUUAAUAUUUUGAGUUCCCUGUGUCCUGAUAUUGUUCCCAUUAGCUUCCUAUAUCUAUGUGCUUCUCAUGACUUUUGAAUAAUGUUCUUUUAUUUUCUUUCUCUCUUUAUAACUCUGGAGUUAUAAAUAUGGAUCCAACUUUGUGGAAUAGGAAAGUCAGUUUAAAAAAUAGCCUAUUCCCUUUGUAGCAAAAAAAAAUGCCUGCCGCUGCAUGUCCAAACAGAAUCAAUAUUUUUUUUCAAAAAAUCUGAAGCAGCAGUAGAAGGCUGGGUGUUUAUGACCACUAAUUAUGGAUAAAUAAUGAAGUACUAAUGAAUUUUUAUUCAAAGGAAUAAAUAAAUGCCAAUGAUUUACAAUGUAAAACUGGAACAGGCAUAACUUCAAAUGUAUACAACAUUCUGUUAUUAUGAUGGUUCAUUUAAUUUAGAUACCACACAGCUACAAGUCAGAAAUAACAGAUAUCCCAUUCACAGUUGUCUCCUGUAACUUAGUGCCAUUGUCCUAUGUCAUGAAAGCAAAGUUAACGUGUCUGUCUAUAUCAGGGGUAUCAAACUUACGUCGUCAUGGCAGCAUCACAUGACGUAUCAGGACUUUUUCCCCCUUCGCUAAACUGGGCAUGGGCGUGGCCAGCAUGUGACGCAUCCAGCCCAUGGGCCGGGAGUUUGACAGCCCUGGUCUUUAUGGUAUGUUUCAGUGAAGAUGGAAAAAAACCUACUCUAGCAAGAAGGCUCCAUGUUUCUUACAUGGCCACAUAUUGUCUUUGGGUAGCAGUGUAAAGUAGCUACAGAGGGCUGGUGUUAAUACAGCUCUAUUUGUUAGAUUGAGCAACAAUGUGGUGAUGGGUGUUGUACUGUAGGAGAAAGAAUGUGGGGUGAAAUGUUAUCUUUGUAUUUUGAAAGGUGGGAGGCUGAAAAUAGGACUUUACAAAAAUUUUGAUUCAGUUCAUUACUCAUGGAAUUGAUUCAAAAACUAUAUAAAAUUAGGGUUUCUUUCCCACAGAGGGAAAAGGGAAAAUUUUGACAUCUUUCUUGAUGAGGAGCAAAUUCCUAAAGAUUUAUUUAACAUAAUGGCCAUUUAUUAUAUCUUCUGUCUUUAUUUAUUAGUAUGUUUUUGGAAAUAAACUAUUAUAGAUCUCUUAAAUACGUUUCACUGUAAUCAAUCAUGCGUAAUCUGGGCUUUCUAAUAGUUGAUAGGAUUUCACAAAUAAUAUAUGGGAACAGCAGACCCAAUAGGGCAGGGGUUGUUGGAUUUUUAUUUAUUUAUUAAGCUACUUAAUUUAGCUACUUUAUUAAGCUACUUUCAAAUUCACAAUAUUCCCUAGUAAACUUUAGCAAGGAUUUAGUCACCUUCUCUCCCCGCACUUUCUCCUAACCAUUCAAUAGAUUCAAAUUAAAAAGACAUUGUAACUUUUUUUCCCAUUUGUGAAUAUCUUACGUUUUUCUAACUGUGUAUAUGCUUGUGAGCUAUGAAACUGCUCUAACAUGCACAUUCACCUUGGAGUUUAAAAUUAUGCUACUCUCUAUAUAUCCUUCUUUAAAGAGAACUGAGGUGGCGCAGUGGUUAGAAUGCAGUACUGCAAGUUGCUUCUGCUGCCUGCUGGCUGCCUGCAAUUGGGCAGUUCGAAUCUCACUGGCUCAAGGUUGACUCAGCCUUCCAUCCUUCCGAAGUUGGUAAAAUGAGGACCCACAUUGUUGGGGGCAAUAUGCUGACUCUGUAAACCGCUUAGAGAGGGCUGUAAAGCACUAUGAAGCGGUGCAGAAGUCUAAGUGCUAUUUGCUAUUAAAGAUAAGGCUAAAAAUAUAUUGUCCUUCUCUUCCCCAAUUGACACCUGAGGUAUAGUGGCAAUGAGUAGAAAAACUCCUAUGACACAUCCUCUUCUUGACUCUGGCAGAGUUUUCGAGGUGGGAUCCUCCAUAUCAGAUGCUCCCCCCACCAUCCAAGAAAAAAAAAAUAACUUCAGCCAUGUAAUAAUAUCCAACCCUUUUUAAUUUCCAGU
This is a messenger RNA of Ahaetulla prasina, 6073 nucleotides long. RefSeq names its product FERM, ARH/RhoGEF and pleckstrin domain protein 2 (gene FARP2). Gene Ontology annotation, cellular component: cytoskeleton. Gene Ontology annotation, molecular function: guanyl-nucleotide exchange factor activity. The record is from RefSeq and is a predicted model, not a curated record. Lineage: Eukaryota; Metazoa; Chordata; Lepidosauria; Squamata; Colubridae. The coding region runs from base 188 to 3508 and encodes 1106 amino acids. The transcript is spliced from 27 exons.